Zymoseptoria tritici IPO323 is the source of this 1509-nucleotide messenger RNA. It is a transcript of the gene MgAMY7, whose product is annotated as putative alpha-amylase. Lineage: Eukaryota; Fungi; Ascomycota; Dothideomycetes; Mycosphaerellales; Mycosphaerellaceae. The coding region runs from base 1 to 1509 and encodes 502 amino acids. The record is from RefSeq and is a predicted model, not a curated record. The transcript is spliced from 3 exons. Gene Ontology annotation, molecular function: calcium ion binding; hydrolase activity, hydrolyzing O-glycosyl compounds. Gene Ontology annotation, biological process: carbohydrate metabolic process.
AUGCCGGAAAACGCCACUCUUCUCCAAGGCUUCGAAUGGAGUUGCCCAGCCGACGGCAAACAUUGGCAACGGCUCCUCCGAGCUCUGCCGAAUCUGAAAGCAUGCGGGAUCGACAACAUUUGGCUUCCUCCUGCUUGUAAGGCAAGCAGUCCGGAAGGCAAUGGCUACGAUAUUUAUGAUCUGUACGACCUUGGCGAAUUCGACCAGAAGGGUGGUGUGAGAACGAAAUGGGGAACUAAGGACGAGCUGCUCGAAUUGUCAGCCAAAGCAAAGGAAUCGGGUAUUGGCCUCUACUGGGAUGCUGUUCUCAAUCACAAGGCUGGAGCAGACAAGAGGGAGAAAGCUCAUGCUGUCGAGGUUGAUGAACACGACAGAAAUACCGAAGUCUCGGAUGCUUAUCAGAUUUCCGCGUGGCUUGGAUUUGACUUUCCGGGGAGAGGAGAGAAGUACAGCAAGCAGAAAUACCACUGGUACCACUUCUCGGGCACUGACUGGGAUGCCGCCAACGAGCGGAAAGCGAUCUUCAAGCUCAAAGGCGAGGGAAAGUCAUGGAGCGAAAGUGUCGACGACGAAGACGGUAACGCAGAUUACAUGAUGUUCGCCGACGUCGAUUACAGCCAUCCAGAAGUUCAAGAAGACGUCAAGAACUGGGGUCCAUGGGUCGUCAAGGAGGCCGGCUUGAAAGGAUUCCGCCUCGAUGCCGUGCAGCACUUCUCGCAACGCUUCACGAACGAGUGGGUCGAGCAUGUACGCAAGGAAUGCGGCGACGACAUCUUCAUGGUCGGCGAGUUCUGGACGAACGAUACCGAAGCCAUGAGCCGCUGGCUGGACGACAUGCAUCGGAAGUUCUCCCUGUUCGAUGCCCCUUUGCUGUACAAUUUCUCCAGGCUGAGCACGACCGAAAACGCCGAUUUGAGGACUGUCUUUGACAACACGUUGGUCAAACGCGAUCCGCUCAAUGCAGUGACCGUAGUCAUGAACCACGACACCCAACCCCACCAAACAAUGGCCACCAAAGUCGAAGGCUUCUUCAAACCCCUCGCUUACGCCUUGAUCCUCCUCCAAGACGCCGGCUACCCAUGUCUCUUCUACGGCGACCUCUACGGCAUGCAAGGCGAGUCGCCCGAACCACCCGCCGCUGGCAAUAAGAUCGCCGACAUGACGCUCGCUCGGAAACUGUAUGCCUACGGCCAGCAAGACGAGUAUCUCGACAAGGCGAAUUGUAUCGGUUUCGUGCGGAGAGGGACGGCUGAGCAUCCUGCUGGGUUGGCGUGUGUUAUGUCCAAUGGUGGACCUGGCGAGAUUCGAAUGGCGGUUGGGGAGAUGCAUGCUGGACAGAUCUGGACGGAUGUGCUUGGAUGGGAGCAGGAAGAGGUCAAAAUUGAUGAUGAGGGGUAUGGAGUGUUCAAGUGUCCUGGCGUCAGUGUGUCGAUAUGGGUCAGGCAGGACGCUGAGGGGAGGGACCGCUUCCCGCUCAAUUUUGACAGCGAUAUCUACAAGGAAUGUUGA